AUGUCCCAAAUUCUAGCAGUCGAGAAAGGAGCUAAGCUGAUCGUAAUCGAUAUUGAUAGUAAAGGUGCUGAAGGAACAGCCCGCUCAAUACUAGAUGGGGGUGGUCAAGCAAAAGCCUAUCACUGCGACAUUAGAGACGAACACGAAAUGGAAAGGAUAGCUCACAGAAUUCAUGAGGAUUAUGGAAAAGUGGACAUUGUUCUAUGUAACGCGGCCGUCCUCUCGUUUGCACCAUUUAUGGAGCUGACAACCAGGGAACUUCUUCAAUCACUGGAAGUUAACGUCAUUGGGACCAUCAAUACAAUUCGCGCUUUUCUCAAACCCAUGAUGGAGAGGAAUUCUGGACAAGUUGUUGCAGUUUCAUCAGUUGCAGGAUUCUCAGGAGAGACGUUUGGUCUUGCUUACUGGUAUGUUAUCUACUGCUCUGUUCUGAGAUAA
This is a messenger RNA of Necator americanus (New World hookworm), 438 nucleotides long. RefSeq lists its product as uncharacterized. NCBI's taxonomy places the organism in Eukaryota, Metazoa, Nematoda, Chromadorea, Rhabditida, Ancylostomatidae. The record is from RefSeq and is a predicted model, not a curated record. The transcript has 4 exons. Gene Ontology annotation, molecular function: oxidoreductase activity, acting on the CH-OH group of donors, NAD or NADP as acceptor. Bases 1 to 438 code for a protein of 145 amino acids. Gene Ontology annotation, cellular component: lipid droplet.